Molecule: messenger RNA, 2004 nt
Organism: Trichobilharzia regenti
Lineage: Eukaryota; Metazoa; Platyhelminthes; Trematoda; Strigeidida; Schistosomatidae
Source: the annotation of a GenBank genome assembly
AUGUUAAAGAACCAAAAUCUCGAGAUUUCAGUGAAUUCGUAUCCCAAAACCUAUUUUGAUAAAGCAAUGAAAAGAAAAUACCGUUCAUUGGGAGAUAAUGUCGAGAAUAUGUGUAAUCAAGACGCAGGCAAAUGUCCAUCUUUUGAUUACAUUUCUUCAGGGAACAAGUGUUCAGAGGGUCAUUGUAAACGAAAAAUAAAUACUAUUCAGAAUAGUCUGUUACAGAAUAAAAGUGAAAUUCAGUCACUUGGAGAAAAUACAGAGAAUGAAGACUUGCCAGGCACCUGGGUUGAAUGUAGCUUCUGUUCUAAAUGGCGUUAUCUACCAAAUGUUCAUGAUCCAACUCAACUAGACUCUGCAUGGCAUUGUGCACUGAAUCCAAAGUACUUCAAACUGAAUUCACUCCUUUCUAAUUCAAAGAAAUAUAUUUAUAAUCCAUGUGAAGAACCUGAAGAUUUAAGUGCUGCUAAAGAGGAUGACGAAUUUGUUUUCGGACAUUUCUCUGUAGGGUCUGUGGUGUGGGCGAAGAUUCAGGGUUAUCCAGACUGGCCAGCUAUGGUUUAUUACAACUGUCAAGGGAAAUAUGCUGAACUGGAUCCACAAAGUAAAGAGGUGACUUAUUACUAUGUAGUAUUUUUGGAUCCUAAAUGUUCAACAAUGAGUCGGGUACAAUCGAAUAAAGUGCAUAAAUUUACUACAUUCGAUGAAAUGGACCUUAGUAAAGUUCCUAAACGAUUUUGGAAAAGGCUACAGGCAGCGGGACAAGAGGCUGAAAGUGCCCUGCUAUUAAGUGUAAAGGAUAGAAUAGCCACAUUUGGAUAUGAUCAUGACUAUGAGGAUAUCAAAGUGAAGAACUAUAUUCCAAAAUUAACAACAACUUACCAAACAGAACAAACAUUUCAGAAAUGUAUUGUAACCAAUGUUAAGCAGAAAAGGAUUUGUCGACGGAGAUUACCUAAAGUUUCUGUAUAUCCAGCCGGAAGAAUUGAGAAUUCAUUCGAUGCUAAUCAUGGUUACUCUUCAAAUAAUGUUCAUAAAAAUAUCAAAGAUAAAUCUCAAGUUAAAAAUGCUUCACAGCCUUCCCAUGUUAUACUGGAAUGUACUGAAACAAAUGUGAAACGAAAAAAACGACAGAAAGUAAAAGAUUCUGAUAUUUCGCCGUGUUUAACAAAUAAACUCAAAAAUAAUCAGACGGAAAAUACAGCCAGCGUCGUUUACACUAGUCACAUGAAGAACGCAUUAGAUACAAAUACAAAGCCAGCAGUGAAUAAUCUCCUAGGAGAUACUACCAAUAAUCAGUCAUCUUCACUUAACAAUCAAGAUUCUAACAACUAUAUAAUAAUUCAAUGUGACAAUACGCCUGUAGAAGAAGUCUCUUCUUUAAAUAAGGAAUUAAUAAUCGAUCAAAAGAAUGUAAUAUUGCCGAUGAGUGAGCAUGACAAAGAUAUAUACUAUACUGACCAGAAUGACAAUUAUUAUGCUGGUAAUGCUGUUGUUGUUGAUGAUGAUGAUGAUGUUGACAAUGACAACGGUGCUGGUUGCGUUGGUUAUCUGACAGAUGAAGCAGAUAAAUCUGUUGUCUCUGAUUGUGAAUCCCAAGACUACUCACCAAGUUUUCUAAAACCAAUAGGAUGUGAUGACCUAAUCAAGGAGCAUAUCUACUCUACGCAUGUCUUUCAGGAUUAUGAUAACACAACAACCGAUGCAUCAGUAAACAAACUGUCAGAGGAUAUAUACUCAUUAGAAUUAGGCCUAAGUAACAAUGAUAAUAAUGGUGAUGAUAAAAUUAACAGACUGAAUUAUUUCGACUUGAUUUGUUCAGACUUAGCUUUUUAUUCUUCUAAUAAUAGUGACAUCAACAAUCAUAAUAACAGUCAAAAGACAUAUGUUGAACAACAUUUCAUAGCUACGCCUAAGUGUUUACAGUCAAUAAGUUGUAAUAAGCAAUUAUUAUAUCAAAGCAUUCCAUUCUUUUAUCAGUAUUAUGGAAAUACUGAAGAUUAA